AUGGUGUCAGUACUCGCCGAGUUUCUCGUUACGUACGGUUUAGCUAGACCCAACGAAAAUUGCGCUAAUGACACGACGAUUAUCAACGCGUUGCUCAAGGAAAGCUAUAAUAAGCACUACAUUCCUUCUCAUCCUACGCAUGUGAGAGUCGAUAUGUGGGUGCAAGAAGUAACCGCUGUGUCCGAACUUACACAAGAUUUUGAGAUUGAUCUUUACAUCAAUGAAUUUUGGGAGGAUCCAGCGUUGGUGUUCGAUUUUAUGAACCCAUGUAAAUCAAAUUUCUCAUUCGACGACAAGGAUCCAGCAUUGGUGUUCGAUUUUAUGAACCCAUGUAAAUCAAAUUUCUCAUUCGACGACAAGGUGCUUCAAAAGUUGUGGAUUCCCAACACGUGCUUUAUCAACUCGAAAAACGCCGCAAUCCACGAGUCACCAUUCAAGUAUGAUUUGCUACUAAUUCUUUUAAAAAAAGAAAACAAACCUGCACAUACAUUGUUUUUACAAAGUAACUGUGUGAGACCUCAACCACGGUUUGCGAACUCAACUUUCACAUUUAUUACUGCAAUCCUAAUAGCAGCAUACUACAAGCAGUAAUU
This is a messenger RNA of Strongylus vulgaris, 593 nucleotides long. NCBI's taxonomy places the organism in Eukaryota, Metazoa, Nematoda, Chromadorea, Rhabditida, Strongylidae. The record is from the annotation of a GenBank genome assembly.